GAACACCGCCAAAAGUUGAUGCUAUCCGUCGCCAACUUUCUCUUGACUUGUCAUUGCCAAAUCACUAGUGCGUACAGGUCCACUACUACUAUCCUUAACAAAGAACAUAAUAAUAUACAACAGCGCUUGUUUCCAUGACUGAGCAGAAAAAAUCAGGCAGUGCAUGGCCAGAGCCUUCGUCAUUCUUCACGCGGUAUACCGAUGACAACCUGGAAAAAGCGAGAUUAUUGAAACAAAAAAAGGUCGAUCCAGCUGAUGUUCGACUAGAAUUCCCUCCAGAACUGUUGGAACCACCACCGCCCAUUGAAGGAUCAUACGUUGUCUUUGAUCAACAUUGGCAGACCGAAGAUAGAUUACCAACCCUUGAAGAAAGGAACGUUACGCAGUUGUAUCCGACCGGAAAGAUUGACCGUGUAUUCGAACUGAAGAAGCUACUGCGAUCCUUAAUGUCACAAUUCCUGAUUUUAUUAGACAUAUUGGUCAGAGAACCUGAUAAAUUUGCCCCGCGAAUAACCGACAUCAGUAACAUUUUAAUUAACAUCCAUCACAUACUGAAUGAAUAUCGACCACAUCAAGCACGAGAAACACUACGACUCAUGUUAGAGACUCAGUUGAAGAAGAAAGUACAGGCAACCGAAGAACUCAAGAAGCGUCGGGAUGAGGUCAGAUCUAAGUUGAAGAUGCUGAAAGAUGAAGUCAAAUUGACCUCGUUAUCAGAGGAGCUGGAAGCAGAUGAUGAUGUAGCCAUGGAGGAAGCAUCACUUACAAUUACCAACACAGCAACCGCACAAUCGAUUUCACAAAUUUCUGCAAAGAUGCUGGAACUGGUAGACUCCUUAGAAUGAUUUUGCCGUAAUUGAUUCUCUAUCUAUGUCAGCUGGUCAAUGUGGCUGCCAUCUUCCAUUGUAC
Messenger RNA from Umbelopsis ramanniana AG, 909 nucleotides. RefSeq lists its product as uncharacterized. Gene Ontology annotation, cellular component: mediator complex; core mediator complex. The coding region runs from base 135 to 845 and encodes 236 amino acids. The record is from RefSeq and is a predicted model, not a curated record. The transcript is spliced from 6 exons. Lineage: Eukaryota; Fungi; Mucoromycota; Umbelopsidomycetes; Umbelopsidales; Umbelopsidaceae. Gene Ontology annotation, molecular function: transcription coregulator activity. Gene Ontology annotation, biological process: regulation of transcription by RNA polymerase II.